Molecule: messenger RNA, 844 nt
Organism: Dimorphilus gyrociliatus
Lineage: Eukaryota; Metazoa; Annelida; Polychaeta; Dinophilidae
Source: the annotation of a GenBank genome assembly
AAUGAUGAGUGAAAAUAAGUCAAUUCCACAAAACUUGGAAACCGAACCUUUUGAUAGGUUAAAAGAUGAAGACCUUAGAGCCCUUUGUCAGACUGAAGAAUCAAUAAGACAGAUGAGUAAAUACAAAGACGAUUAUCAAGUAUUACAAAAUACUUUGAAGACUCUGCCCGAUAAAUAUUCAUAUGAUAUUUUAGUUCCUUUUGGGAACAAAGCUUUCAUGCCUGGUAAGUUAGUUCAUACUAACGAAAUCCUAGUCCUUUUGGGUGACAAUUGGUUUGUUGAAAAGUCUGCCAAGGAUGCGUCUCAGAUAGUUUCAAGGCGAAUGAAAGUAAUUGAAAAUCAAAUCCAAGACAUAGAAAAACAGAAACAGCUAUUAAAAUCGAGAGUAGAAAAUUUGUCAGAGGCGGAAGGUGCUUUUGAAAUCAAAGAAGCGUACGAUGAGGAGGAAGAAAAGAAAUGGAGGGAGCAACAUAGAGAGAAUGUAAGACGGAAUUAUCGAGAAGAACGCAGGAAGGAAAAAGAAGUAAGUGAAGAUGAUAAAGACGUUUGGGAUUUAUUGGACAAACUGGAACAAAAUGAACAAGAAAAGGAAGAAUUGCUUGAGGAGGGCGGUUACCUAUCUAAAGAUGAGGAAGAAAGUGACGAUAUAGGACAUAACUCGAUAACGUUCAAGCAUACUCGUCUUACCGAACAGCAGCGUCGAGAGGUGCGUACUUUAACAUUCUAUACAGUUUUAAGAUUUGCCUUUGGCGGCAUCCAUAGACAAAGAGUUGCGCAAGCACUUGCUGACGUAAACAAUAUUUACGAACGCAGUGAUGCAAUUGCAGGUCGCCGAAGCGAAUAG